CAGCAGCCCUCCCUGACGGCUGGUGCAGGAUCACCAUGGCCCAGAACAUAAAGGACUUGGUGGGGCGCCUGCCCACCGGGCCCCAGGGCAUGGGCACAGCGAUGAAGCUCCUGCUGGGUGCAGGCGUCGUGGCCUACGGCAUCCAUGAGUCCACGUUCACCGUGGAAGGCGGCCACCGGGCCAUUUUCUUUAACCGCAUCGGCGGGGUGCAGCAGGACCCCAUCCUGGCCGAGGGUCUCCACUUCCGGAUCCCCUGGUUGCAGUACCCCAUCAUCUACGACAUUCGGGCCAGGCCCCGGAAACUGUCCUCCCCCACGGGCUCCAAGGAUCUGCAGAUGGUGAACAUCUCCCUGCGGGUGCUGUCGCGACCCGACGCCCUGGAGCUGCCCAGCAUGUACCAGCGCCUGGGGCUGGACUACGAGGAGCGGGUGCUGCCGUCCAUCGUCAACGAGGUGCUCAAGAGCGUGGUGGCCAAGUUCAACGCCUCGCAGCUCAUCACCCAGCGCGCCCAGGUGUCCCUGCUGGUCCGGCAGCAGCUGACAGAGAGGGCCAAGGACUUCAACCUCAUCCUGGACGACGUGGCCAUCACCGAGCUGAGCUUCAGCCGCGAGUACAUGGCCGCCGUGGAAGCCAAACAGGUGGCACAGCAGGAGGCCCAGCGGGCCCAGUUCUUGGUGGAGAAGGCCAAGCAGGACCAACGGCAGAAGAUCAUCCAGGCCGAGGGCGAGGCGGAGGCCGCCCAGAUGCUGGGGGCAGCGCUGAGUAAGCACCCGGGCUACCUGCAGCUGCGCAGGAUCCGGGCCGCCCAGAACAUCUCCAAGACCGUGGCCGACUCCCGGAACCGGAUCUACCUCACUGCCAACAACCUGGUGCUGAACCUCCAGGAUGAAAACUUCACCCAGGAAAUCGACAAACUUCUCAAAUGUAAGGAACUGCGGUGGGGGGCCUGGAACUUCACAGGGCACGUGGGUCCGCUUCUUCCCCAGAUUCUGAGGACCCAGGCCCACCCCAGUAUCCUGUGA
Molecule: messenger RNA, 1022 nt
Organism: Sorex fumeus (smoky shrew)
Lineage: Eukaryota; Metazoa; Chordata; Mammalia; Eulipotyphla; Soricidae
Product: prohibitin-2-like
Exons: 1
Coding region: 36-1022 (328 amino acids)
Biological process (GO): mitochondrion organization
Cellular component (GO): mitochondrion; membrane
Source: RefSeq, a predicted model, not a curated record